AUGGGUAAGCUUAACCUUCCACCUGUGCAGAAGACCGGCAUUGCUGCUGGUAUUAACAAGGGACAUGUCACUACUCGCAAACAACUGGCUCCCAAGCCUGUCAACAAGAAGGGCGUUCUUGGAAAGCGUACCAAGUUUGUCCGUGAUCUUGUCCGUGAGGUUGUUGGAUUUUCUCCUUAUGAGAAGCGUGUGAUGGAAUUGCUCAAAAACUCCAAGGACAAGCGUGCUCGUAAGGUUGCAAAGAAGAGGCUCGGAACUCUCCGUCGCGCAAAGCGAAAGGUUGAAGAGCUCAGCAACGUCAUUGCAGAGUCUCGUCGUGCUGCCCCUGCAGCCCACUAAAGAGAAAUAGUAGUCACU
This is a messenger RNA of Batrachochytrium dendrobatidis JAM81, 357 nucleotides long. RefSeq lists its product as uncharacterized. Gene Ontology annotation, molecular function: structural constituent of ribosome. NCBI's taxonomy places the organism in Eukaryota, Fungi, Chytridiomycota, Chytridiomycetes, Rhizophydiales. Gene Ontology annotation, biological process: cytoplasmic translation. Gene Ontology annotation, cellular component: ribosome; cytosolic large ribosomal subunit. The record is from RefSeq and is a predicted model, not a curated record. Bases 1 to 339 code for a protein of 112 amino acids. The transcript is spliced from 3 exons.